AGCAGAUGUACUGACUGAAGCGCAACAGGCAGGACGCAGCCGGGAGUAGACUGCCCUCCCCGUGUGGACUCCUCAAACUUUGAGAUGAUAUGAAACUAUUUUAACAUUUUGUGGUGGACAUAACAUUUUCACAACAUCGUUGUCUGUCAAGAUUUUGGCGUCGUCUAUUUCUCUGGAGUUACACCCCCAAAAUGGAACGAAGGACAUAUGUGGAACUUUAUUGGCGGUUUAAUAAGGUGGUGUCAGUUCUUGCCUGCUUGUGGUGCCAGCUGAGCCUCAGUGUGGGAUAUAAUUUGGAUAUUGACCAUUCACUUAAUUUUACCGGACCGCGCGAUUCUCACUUUGGAUAUUCCGUGUUACUUCAUCAGCAUAAAAAUCAGCACUGGUUAAUAGUUGGAGCUCCAGUCGCAGAUUCAAAGUUCAGCCAGGUCAAAAAACCUGGCGCAAUCCUUAGAUGCACUAUUUCAAACAUGAACAAUUGCGAGGAGCUGGAUGUUGAAAACAGUGCGACGAGUGUAUCGUGUGGAAAAACCUGCGUUUCGGAGAGGGAAAACCAGUGGCUCGGAGUGAGUCUGUCCAGAGAGCCAGUUCGUGGCACUGUCAUGGCAUGUGGACACCGCUGGAAAAAUGUUUAUUAUGCCAAGGGAGAGAACCAUAAGUUGCCACAUGGUGUAUGCUUCAAGAUCAGCGCCAACUUGGACAGCUUUAUGCCACUACGACCAUGCUAUAGAGAUCAUCAGCGGAAAUUUGGCGAAGACUACGGCUCGUGUCAGGCAGGGAUGUCCAACUUCAUGACAGAGGAUCUCCUUAUCAUGGGGGCCCCUGGAACAUCCUACUGGACCGGCUCGGUUCUGGUCUACAACUCAUCCACCAAUGUCAUGGCGGCCUACCUGGAUGAAGACGGCAUUGUCCAAUAUGGCAGCUAUCUUGGUUACUCGGUGGGAGCGGGACACUUUCUCAGCCCACACAGCACAGAGGUGGUGAGCGGAGCGCCUCAACACGAUCAGACGGGCAGUGCGUAUAUAAUGCAAGCGGAGGGGAACAUCCUGAAAAUAGUGGAGGAGACCAGCCUCAAAGGCGGCAAGCUGGGUUCCUACUACGGGGCGAGCGUGUGUGCUGUGGACCUGAAUGCUGACGGGCUGUCGGACCUGCUGGUGGGGGCUCCCAUGUACAGCACCGUCAGGGAGGAGGGACGCGUACACGUCUACAUCAACCAGGGGAAGGCGAACCUGACAGAGAUGGAAUUCGUUUUGGUGGGAAGUGACGCCUACGCCGCUCGCUUCGGAGAUACUAUCACAAAUCUCGGGGAUAUUGACGACGACGGCUUCUCCGACGUGGCGAUAGGAGCCCCACACGAGGAGGAGCUGAGGGGAGCUAUAUAUAUCUACAAUGGGAGGAAGAGCGGCAUCAGACAGAGCUAUUCACAAAGAAUCACUGGGAAGACGUUGGGUUACAACCUACAGAUGUUUGGUCAGUCCAUCUCUGGAGGCAUUGAUGUGGAUGGCAACGGUUUCCCAGAUAUGGCGGUUGGUGCGUUCCUCUCCGACUCUGCCGUGGUGCUUCGGACGCGCCCUGUGGUCAAGGUGGAGGCGUCCAUGACCCUGCCGGACAGCGUGAACCGCUCGCUGCCGCUCUGCUCCGACAACGGCCAGCCCGCUGUUUGCAUCAACGCCAAAGUCUGCUUCAAUGUCACGGGCCGCAGCCUAGACGGACGCAUCAAAAUGCUGUACAACAUCACCGCUGACAUGCGCCACAAAGAGGGCUUCCCCUCCCGCUUCUAUUUCCACGGCAACGGAACCUCCAACGUCACCAGUGGGCGGGUCUGGGCCACGGCCGGCCAGCUCAUCUGCCAGACCCACCAGGCCUUCAUGAGGAAGGACAUCCGUGACAUCUUCACAGCGAUCCACUUUGAGGUCCGCUAUGAGUUGGGGGAGCACAGCACCACGCGGGCCGCCUCGCACUCCUUCCCCCCUCUGAAACCCAUGCUGCAGCAGAGAGGAGAACACAACAACCUGGUCACCGAGAGGACGGAGUUUGCGCGGCACUGCGUCUGGGAGAACUGCUCCUCCAACAUGCAAGUCUCGGCUCAUCUGGUCCUUCCCCAGAGCUACAAGAACACGCCUUACUUUGCCCUGGGCUCUGGCAAGACCAUCAUGCUCAACACCACCUUACUCAACUCUGGAGACGACGCCUUCCUUCCCAAGCUGCACCUCCGAUUCCCCCGCAGUCUGCAAUACAUUAAAGUGCUGGACGCCGAGGAGAAGUAUGUCAGCUGUGACAUCGUGGAGGAAAACAAAGAGCCCAUUGGCCUGGACUGCAACGUAGGCAACCUCUACCUCCCAGCGUUUGCAAAGCUGAACGUUAGCUUCCUGUUGGACGUAAACCAGAGCACUCCGGAGAAUCUGUCAGUCAACGUCCGCACGGCCAGUGAUAGUUAUGAAAAUGAAGACCUGCUUUAUGACAACACUGCGACUAUUUCAUUACCUCUGAGAUAUGGAGUUGGCCUUGCAGUGCAUGGUUUUGUUUCUCCGACAUCGUUCCUCUUCGGAGACCAGGAGCCAAUACCAGUGGACUGCUACUCUGAGAAGCUGAACUACACAUACAAGGCUGUAAACCUUGGUCCGAGUAAAUCUGUGAACACCAUAUUGGAGAUAGACAUCCCCCAGGCCAUAUUCCCACAUGACUACCAGCUGCUCAGGGUGUCUGAGCUUCAGACGUCCGUGGGAGAAUGUUUCGUGAGGAAUGAAACGCAUUGGGCGACUGCUGACUGUGAUGUACCCAAAGCUCCGUUCCUCCACGAACUUGUGUUCUUCUUUGACAAAGUUAGCAGGCGUAAAAUGUACUGCUCCAGAAGUGACGGCCUGUGCCUGAGGGUGCAGUGUAACCUGGGAGAUCUGGAGGUGGGGAAGGAGGUCACCAUUCAGAUGGAGGUUCAGCUCAACCCCACCGUCUUACAGAUCAUGCCGGGAAGACACAGUGUGGUGCAUAUGGAAAGCCUGUUGGUGGUCACAUCCCCUCAGACGGAUCGUCAUACCUACGUGCUUCAGGACCACAUCUCUGCCUCGGUGCUGGUAGAGGCCCAUCACAACCAGAAGCCCAACCUGUCUGUAGGCGUGUUCAUCAUCGUCCUGAGUCUCAUAGUGGGCUUGUUGAUCCUCUCCCUCCUCAUCCUCAUGCUGUGGAAGGCCGGCUUCUUCAAGAGAAGCUUAAAGGAGAAGCAGGAUGAGUUCCGGAGAGACAGCUGGGACUACGUACCGAAAAGUGACGUGGCGAAGAGCGAAAGCUUCUCAUAACUCACAGAGAGAGAACGAAAGAGAGAGAGUCAGAGACCCAUGCCACAAGUGGACCAGGCUCUCCAAAAAAAACAUAUGGAGAAUAUAAGGGAUAACUGUUGCUCCUUUUUAAAAAAAAAAAAAAAGCCCAGAAGUGAAGAAAAAAGAGAAGAAACACAACACAGCCAUCACUGUUGAUUUUAGUUUUUUAAAAAAGGUAUAAUAUUUUUUGCCAAAAAAAAGCAAGAAAGCGUCCCAUUGCUGGCAAGUGAAAUGAUGAAGAGGUUUCCGUCAUUGCAUUGCAAUGCACUUUAUGUAGCUGGAACAGUGGAGCUGGGCAGAAUGAACAGUGCUGGCUACUGUCAAGGUGCCAUAGAAGAGAGAACAAAGAAAACAACUCAUCUACUCCUUCCAGCGGUCUUCAUUUUAUCAUUCUAACACAUUUGAAGGGCCAAUUCACUCGUUUCUGCUGUAAAAUUAUUUUUCAACCCCCCUCCCUUCUUCUAAUGCACUGUUUUAAACAUGUCAACCACAAUCACCAACACACACCCUUGUUCACAGAUUCUUUAUGCAACACAAACGGAAACACAAAAAAACGGAGCAACGUUUCACCCCUUUGAACACACACGUUAUGAGAAGGACUAUGCAGAAGACGUUGAACAAGUGCCUGCCUGAGAGAGAGACGCCACCUCAAGUUGAACUUGCAGGUUGUUUGGUUGCCUCACACUGGGGCACACAACGCUCAUUGCACUACUCGACUAGUGCACAGGCGAAGAAGAGACUUUCAGUUCCCGGGAGCUCUUCACCGCCACAGCCACAGGGGCAGGGUCAAGGGGC
Messenger RNA from Engraulis encrasicolus (European anchovy), 4109 nucleotides. It is a transcript of the gene itga4, whose product is annotated as integrin alpha 4. The coding region runs from base 192 to 3293 and encodes 1033 amino acids. Gene Ontology annotation, biological process: cell adhesion mediated by integrin; cell-cell adhesion; cell-matrix adhesion. Gene Ontology annotation, cellular component: integrin complex; external side of plasma membrane. The record is from RefSeq and is a predicted model, not a curated record. NCBI's taxonomy places the organism in Eukaryota, Metazoa, Chordata, Actinopteri, Clupeiformes, Engraulidae. The transcript is spliced from 28 exons. Gene Ontology annotation, molecular function: integrin binding.